This is a messenger RNA of Salvia hispanica, 1288 nucleotides long. RefSeq names its product magnesium-protoporphyrin IX methyltransferase (gene CHLM). Lineage: Eukaryota; Viridiplantae; Streptophyta; Magnoliopsida; Lamiales; Lamiaceae. Gene Ontology annotation, biological process: chlorophyll biosynthetic process. The record is from RefSeq and is a predicted model, not a curated record. Gene Ontology annotation, molecular function: magnesium protoporphyrin IX methyltransferase activity.
ACCACCGCCUCAAACGACCACAACUACUGCUCCAAAUUUUGCUUAUCAAAAAUGGCGUUUUCUUCCAUCCUCUACUCUCCAGUCCACUUCCCCCUCCGAGAGCCUCGCUCCCACUUCCCCCGCAGCCGCCAGCUCUCAGUGGCCGCCGCCCUUCCGCCCGCCGCCGACGUCGCGGCGGUGGCUGACGCCAUCGACGGCACCACCAUUGCCGUAAUCGGGGGCGGGUCCGUCGCGGCGCUGGCGGCGGUGCUCUCCCUGUCCGACCCCGAGAAGCGGCGGCAGAUGCAGGCGGAGGAGGUGGGCGGAGGCGACAAGGAGGUGGUGAGGGAGUAUUUCAACAACGACGGGUUCCAGCGGUGGCGGAGGAUUUACGGCGACGGCGACGAUGUCAAUAAGGUGCAGAGGGAUAUCAGGCUCGGCCACUCCAUGACUGUGGAGAAUGUGAUGAAGAUGUUGCUGGAUGAAGGGCCGUUGGCUGGCGUUACGGUGUGCGACGCUGGAUGUGGGACGGGCAGCUUGUCGAUUCCGCUCGCCAAGGAAGGGGCGGUCGUGGCAGCUAGUGAUAUCUCGGCCGCUAUGGUUGCUGAGGCUGAGAAACAGGCCCGAAACGAGCUUUUGAAAGGCAAAGAAGAGCUGCCCACCGGACUGGUCUUGCCAAGAUUUGAAGUGAGCGACUUGGAGAGCUUGAAUGGGAAGUAUGACACUGUUGUCUGUUUAGAUGUCUUGAUACACUACCCACAAAACAAGGCGGAUGCUAUGAUUGCUCAUCUCGCCUCUUUGGCUGAGAAGCGGUUGAUUCUAAGUUUUGCCCCUAAAACAUUCUACUAUGAUCUGUUGAAGAGGGUGGGGGAGUUGUUUCCCGGACCUUCAAAGGCUACGAGAGCAUAUCUUCACGCUGAGGCUGAUGUCGAGAGCGCGCUGCAAAAAGCUGGAUGGAGGAUACGGAAGAGGGGGCUAACCACUACGCAGUUCUACUUUUCCAGAAUUGUCGAGGCCAUCCCUGCAUAGCACAGAAAGUUAAGGUUAGAGACGCCCUCGACCUAUUCUAUUAUCUCUGGCAUCCAAAUCGUGUAUAGAGAUAGAUUGUGCAUCUCAAUCUUGUAAUGUGGUGGGGAAAUUUUGCUUGCUAACUUCGAGUUGUGCUUUAUGUGUAAAGGGUUGCCGUUUAUAACUAACUUGAGCGAUGCAUAUUGUCUGCACUAAGUUCUUGCCUUGUGCAUCGUUUCAAAUGUGUAUUUACAGUUUUACUCUAUUCGUGCAAAAUUCUAGUAAAUGUUUUCUUCUUCGA